Sorghum bicolor (sorghum) is the source of this 3230-nucleotide messenger RNA. Its product is annotated as putative disease resistance protein RGA1. Gene Ontology annotation, biological process: defense response to other organism. The transcript is spliced from 3 exons. NCBI's taxonomy places the organism in Eukaryota, Viridiplantae, Streptophyta, Magnoliopsida, Poales, Poaceae. Bases 114 to 3230 code for a protein of 1038 amino acids. Gene Ontology annotation, molecular function: ADP binding. The record is from RefSeq and is a predicted model, not a curated record.
UGCAUUCGUGGGCUGAUCAUCUGAUCGAAACUGUUUCUGCAAGAUGAUUUCUGUUGAUACUUAGUAUCCAUCACUUGCACUUGUUGGAAGAUACUGUUUGUAAGCUGCCAACUAUGGCCAUCAUACUAGAUUCCCUUGUUGGAUCAUGUGCUAAGAAGUUGCAAGAUAUCAUUACAGAAGAGGCCAUUCUGAUUCUUGGGGUAAAAGAAGAUCUUAAUGAACUACAACAAACAAUGGAAUUUAUACAGUGUCUUCUUAAUGAUGCUGAGCAAAAGAGAACUGAAGACUCAGCGGUUAACAACUGGCUUAGUGAGCUGAAAGAUGCUGUCUAUGAAGCUGAUGAUAUUAUUGACUUGGCCAAAUUAGAAGGAAACAAGCUGCUUGCAAACCAUCCUUCACUCACAAAUACUACUGCAUGUACAGGAUUUUCAUUUGUCGCCUGCUUUCCUCCUAUUCAAAGACGUCAUGAGAUUGCCAUUCGUAUCAGGAAAUUCAACACUAAGCUUGAAAAGAUUUUAAAGCUGGGCGAACAACUUAAGCUUAAGACUAUGCAGCUGGAAGCAGUUGUUUCAAAAGUGAGUCAGAUGAAAACUGGCCCAAUUGUGGAGCCUAACCUUGUGGGAAAGGAAACUGCCCUUGCAUGCUCAAGGUUAGUGGAUUUGAUUCUUGCACACAAGGAAAAGAAGGCAUACAAGAUUGGAGUUGUUGGUACAGGAGGGGUUGGAAAAACGACUCUAGCCCAGAAGAUCUAUAAUGACCAUAAAAUAAAAGGAAGCUUUAGUAAACAAGCAUGGAUCUGUGUUUCUCAACAAUAUUCUGAUAUUUCAGUUUUGAAAGAAGUCCUUCGGAACAUCGGUGUUGAUUAUAAGCAUGAUGAAACUGUUGGAGAACUUAGCAGAAGGCUUGCAAUAGCUGUCGAAAAUGCAAGUUUCUUUCUUGUGUUGGAUGAUAUUUGGCAACAUGAGGUGUGGACUAAUUUACUCAGAGCCCCAUUAAACACUGCAGCUACAGGAAUAAUUCUAGUAACAACUCGUAAUGAUACAGUUGCACGAGCAAUUGGGGUGGAAGAUAUUCAUCGAGUAGAAUUGAUGUCAGAUGAAGUAGGAUGGAAAUUGCUUUUGAAGAGUAUGAACAUUAGCAAAGAAAGUGAAGUAGAAAACCUACGAGUUUUAGGGGUUGACAUUGUUCGUUUGUGUGGUGGCCUUCCUCUUGCAAUCAAGGUUACAGCUAGUGUUCUAUCGGCUAAAGAGAAAACUGAGAGUGAAUGGAGAAAGGUAAUAAGUAAAAGUACUGUGUACACGAGCAAGCUCCCUAGUGAGCUAAGUGGAGCUCUGUAUUUGAGUUAUGAUGAGCUACCACGCCAUUUGAAGCAAUGUUUUUUGUAUUGUGCCCUGUAUCCCGAAGAUUUUAGCAUGCAUCGUGAUGAUAUUGUGAGGUUUUGGGUUGCAGAAGGUUUUGUUGAAGAGCAAGAGGAACAACUUCUAGAGGAUACAGCAGAAGAAUAUUACUAUGAAUUGAUAUAUAGAAAUCUCCUUCAACCAGACCCUUUCUUUGCUGACUAUUCUAAGUGUAAAAUGCAUGAUCUUUUAAGGAAGCUUGCUCAACAUUUAUCAGGUCCGGAUACUUUUUGUGGAGAUCAAAAAUCAUUAGAGGCUAGAUCUCUGUACAAAGUAAGACGUGUUUCAGUUGUUGCGGGAAAGGAGUUAUUAAUUUCUCCUAGUGUUCAGAAGGAGCAGAUUGGAGUAAGGACUCUUAUUACUAAGUGCAAUGCAUUAAAGGUUGACCAUACAGUUUUCAGAAAACUCAUAAAGAUCCGAGUUCUGGAUCUAACAGGUGCAAUUUUAUUGAGUAUUCCUGAUUGUAUUGGAGGUUUGAUCCACUUAAGGUCACUUGAUCUUAAUGGUACUGACAUAUCUUAUCUACCAGAGUCCAUUGGUUCUCUUGUAAAUCUUCAGAUAUUGAACUUGGAUCAUUGUGAUGAAUUGCACAGUCUCCCAUUAGGGAUCACUCGAUUAUGCAACUUACGGCGCCUUGGUCUUGAUGAUACACCAAUAAAUAAUGUACCAAAAGGGAUAUGCAGAUUGAAGCUUCUUAAUGACAUAGAAGGAUUUCCAGUUGGUGGUAGCUGUGUCAGCAGUAAUACAACGCAAGAUGGAUGGAGCAUGCAAGAAUUGGAUCCUCUUUUGCAGUUGAGGAAGCUUCAAAUGGUUAAAUUAGAAAGGGGAGCUACUUGUAGCACUAAUUCACUGCUAUUGGACAAAAAGUAUCUAAAAGAACUACAGUUACAGUGCACUGAUCGUAUCGAUGAUUCAUAUUCUAAAGAUGAUGUUAUCAACAUUGAGUGGACCUUUGAGCAUCUAAUGCCACCACACAACCUAGAAUAUCUAACUAUUAUAGGAUUCUUUGGAUGCAGAUAUCCCACUUGGUUAGGUGCUACUACCCAUUUGUCGUCAAUAAAAUACUUGCAGCUAAUGCAUUGCAAAUCAUGUGUGCAUCUUCCACCAAUUGGUCUGCUCCCAAGCUUGAAAUUUCUAAAAAUCCAGGGAGCAACUGCAGUUAAAAAGAUUGGACCCGAACUUCUUGGCUCUGGGAUGAGCAAUUCUGGGUCUACAGAGGCAAUAGCUUUCCCCAACCUUGAAACAUUGGUCAUAUGGGAUAUGCCUAAUUGGGAGGAGUGGUCCUUUGUUGUUGAAGAUGAAGUUAGAGAAGCAGGUAAUGAAGGAGGAAACGAUGCAGCUACUGCAAAGGGAAAAAGGGAAGGCCGCCCAUCUCCAAGGCUGAUGCCUCGUUUGAAGGAGUUGCAACUUGACAGCUGCCCCAAGCUGAGAACUCUCCCUUUGCAGCUUGGACAGCAGGCCACAAGCUUGAAGGAGCUCCAAUUAAGAGAUUUGGGCAGCCUUAAGGUGGUGGAGAACCUUCCAUUCCUAUCAACGGUACUUCUAAUUGUGAACUGCCAAGGCUUGGAGAAGAUCUUGAAUCUUCCCAAACUGAGAGAGAUGAGGGUAACUCACUGUACGAACUUAAGACAUGUUGAGGAAUUGGGCAAUUUGGAGAAGCUCUGGCUCGACAUCGGAAUGCAGGACCUCUUGUCGCUGUGGAUGCCGAGUCUGAAACAACAACGCCAAGACAUAAGUGGGGAACAUCUGGACAUCUACCUAUAUGGUAUUGGCUAUGAGGCUGAGAGACUCAUGGUUAGGAGGCAGCACAUGCACAAGUUUGUGGACCUGUAG